UAGUGUGCUCGGUGUGUUUGAUUUUGUUUUCAAUUAUUAGAUCUCUAGCGUUGUGAGUGAUGCUUGACGUCAAUCACAUAUUAUAUAUACGAAGAUAUGAGAAAGAAGAAUAUUUCAAAAUCACAUCAUCAUCAUUUAAACGCGUUAUAAAAAACAUGGUGUCUCAAAAUAAUUUGUUAUUAUCGCGCUUCGCUUUCAUUUUUAUCGUUGAUACAAUAGUGGAUUUCAGUAUCUGGAUAAUUGAUAAGGAAGGAGAACCCACUUGAAUCGAUGGAAUGACGUGAGAGCAGACUGCAGUCUGGAUACACGGAUGCAAUCCUCGGCGGGAUCAUCAACUUGAGAAGGAACGGGGGAUAAGGGAUGCGUGGUGCGCGCUUUGUCGGCCAUUACGGAUUCGUUAGGAUUCGUUCUCGUAGACGCGUCGUUCAACUUCGGAGUUACGAUUUUCGUAAAUCUAUAUCUCGAACAAAGGAAUCGAAGCUAUUAUUGAAAUCGAUUGAAUCAAGAAUCCAGAGUUCGUCAGACAUGGACGUAAAUAGAUCCAGCAACGGUGAUUACAAGUAUGAGAGAGAUGAUGCCGAUGAAAAACCCAGGUCGCUCGAUGAGUCUGAGAAGGAUCAUCAGGCCGACAAGGCCGGCGAGUAUAUGAACGAGCUCUUGCAAGAAAAGAUCGAAUUAGACGGACAAAAAUGGCCCAACGCCAUCCGAUUGUUGGACCAAGAAAUUCAAAAAACAGAAACUUUGCGAAGACCAAUGAGAGAAUCAAAAUAUGUGGAUAUCUAUCGUGAAAAGCAUGUUCGUGUAUCUGUCAAAGUACUAGUACCCAUCCGUGAACAUCCUAAAUUUAAUUUUGUUGGAAAAUUGCUUGGGCCGAAAGGCAAUUCUAUGAAACGCUUGCAAGAAGAGACAAUGUGCAAAAUGGCAGUGUUAGGCAGAGGAUCUAUGAAAGAUAAACAAAAAGAAGAAGAACUUCGUGCUUCCAUGAAUUUGAAAUAUGCGCAUCUUGCUGAUGAUCUGCAUGUGGAGAUUACAGCUAUUGCCCCACCGGCGGAAGCUUACGCUCGCAUUGCUUUCGCGCUCGCCGAAGUGCGGAAAUAUUUAAUUCCUGAUAACAAUGACAAUAUACGUCAAGAACAAAUGCGUGAAAUGGAAAUGGGCAUAUCUGAUGAUACUGUCUCAAAUGAUCGCAGACCUUCGAUGAGAGGACCUUCGAAUCUUGAUGGUAAUAUACCGAGGCCUGCUGCAAGACAAGGACCUAGACAGUCUAGAGCUAUGUUUCCUCCACCUGUGAAUCGUGGGCCACAUGCUCGUGGACCUGCACCAUCUAAAUCAAAAGUAUUCUCCAUUUUGGAUCGUGCGAGGGCUGCUAUGGAUCAAGGUUACAAUAGUUAUGAUAGUCAGACUCCUGCAACAAAUCGUGCUGGAUCACACGAUUUUGAUUAUCACGGAUCAUCAGGUGGAAACAAUCGAUAUGGUGAUCGUUAUACUUCAAAUGCUGGAUACACGACUUACGAAUACGAUGAUGAGUCUGCUCCACAUUCUUCACGUGAUUAUUACGAAUCUUCUGACUAUUCAGACGAGUCGUCGAGCCGCGCUUGGAAAUCUUACAAGACUACAACGACGUCAGGCGCAGCCUCGCGUUACCGCACUACCCCAUAUACACGACCUUCCAACAUUGUUAAUCCAUUGGCGGCUAAUCUUCCUUAUGCACGGCGGCCUAUAAUACCCAAUAUGCAGAAACCGAUAAACGAAAGAAAUCGUCCUUAAUUGAUCGGCGAACGAAGAUUAAUACGGUAAUGAUACGCAAAUAUUGCUCCAUUAAAUUCGUAACAGAUAACAUUAACAGAAAUUGUCUAUUCUAAGGAAGAUUUAGUCUCGUUUAAUUUCUUUUCUUAUAACAAGCUAAUAGAUCUUUAACAAAAUAAAAGACUAAAUUAUUUCUCGCUCUAUUCGUAUCAUUUUCUGUUAUAAACGCUAUAUUUGAA
Atta colombica is the source of this 1985-nucleotide messenger RNA. Its product is annotated as KH domain-containing, RNA-binding, signal transduction-associated protein 3-like. The transcript is spliced from 10 exons. Gene Ontology annotation, biological process: regulation of alternative mRNA splicing, via spliceosome. Bases 361 to 1767 code for a protein of 468 amino acids. The record is from RefSeq and is a predicted model, not a curated record. Gene Ontology annotation, cellular component: nucleus. Gene Ontology annotation, molecular function: mRNA binding. Lineage: Eukaryota; Metazoa; Arthropoda; Insecta; Hymenoptera; Formicidae.